AUGCACUUCCUACGGGUAGCUAGUGUCGCUCUCACUGCAACUCACGUACUGGCCAUACCUCUGGCAAGUCUAAUGGGAUCGAAACACAAUCUCUACCUGGUUACUUGCACAACUUCCAGCGAUGCGGAUUACCCAUUGUCGAGAUACACAGCUGUCGCAUAUUUCGCAAACGGUCCGAUAGAACUCAGUCAAAGUCUGACCCAAAUAGGGACUGUCGAUCGACCCGCACAACCCUGGGAAGGGACGCUGAAGGUGGCCAAACUGGGAAAGACGAGUGCGUUUAGCUCACGCAUCGAUGCAGAUGCCGCAAAAGCGCAGAAAGGAUCCAUAUCGGGAACGGCGGUUUUAGACAACGAGGAUUUCGUCUGCUUCAAAGACGGACAGAUAGCGUUUUCUGUAACCGACGAUUGGAGCGAACAGCCAUACACGUGCAAAACAGAUUAUUGGUGUCCGUCAAUUCUAGUCUGA
Molecule: messenger RNA, 468 nt
Organism: Aaosphaeria arxii CBS 175.79
Lineage: Eukaryota; Fungi; Ascomycota; Dothideomycetes; Pleosporales
Exons: 1
Coding region: 1-468 (155 amino acids)
Source: RefSeq, a predicted model, not a curated record